Messenger RNA from Cyclopterus lumpus (lumpfish), 2375 nucleotides. RefSeq names its product oocyte zinc finger protein XlCOF6-like. The transcript is spliced from 2 exons. The coding region runs from base 33 to 2204 and encodes 723 amino acids. The record is from RefSeq and is a predicted model, not a curated record. NCBI's taxonomy places the organism in Eukaryota, Metazoa, Chordata, Actinopteri, Perciformes, Cyclopteridae. Gene Ontology annotation, biological process: regulation of transcription by RNA polymerase II. Gene Ontology annotation, molecular function: RNA polymerase II cis-regulatory region sequence-specific DNA binding; DNA-binding transcription factor activity.
AGGCGGGAUCAAGUCGGACACAUGUACCGCGCAUGCGCCGCUCUCCUCCUGUGUUGGUCGCCAUGUCUCGAGUCCACGCGGCUUCUGGAGUCACGUUGGGGCUGAUUGACAGGUUGAUAGCAGACUAUGAGGAGGACGUGUCUGCUCUAAGAGAACAGGAGCGACCCACACCAGCAGAUGUCCUCCCUGAGGGCCUGGACCUGAACCAGGAGGACCCGGAGCCCCUCGGCAUGAAAGAGGACCCGGAGCCCCUCGGCAUAAAAGAGGACCCGGAGCCCCUCGGCAUAAAAGAGGACCCGGAGCCCCUCGGCAUAAAAGAGGACCCGGAGCCCCUCGGCAUAAAAGAGGACCCGGAGCCCCUCGGCAUAAAAGAGGAGCCGGAGCCCCUCGGCAUAAAAGAAGAGCCGGAGCCCCCCUACAUAAAAGAGGAGCUGGAGCCCCCCUACAUAAAAGAGGACCCGGAGCCCCCCUACAUAAAAGAGGAGCCAGAGCCCCUCCACAUAAAAGAGGACCUGGAGGAUCUCUGGACCCGUCUAGAGGAAGAGCAGCUUAAGGUGCUGGAGGAGUCCGAUAUCACCAAGUUCUCAUUCACUGUUGUUACUGUGAAGAGUGAAGAUGACAAACCUCAGACCUCACGGCUUCAUCAAAGCCAGACGGAGGACAACAGAGAGGCGGAGCCUCCAGCCGGCUUGUCAGCUACACCAAUAAAAAUAGAAUCUGAUGGAGAGGACUGUGGGGGAUCAGGACCAGCCAGGAACCUAAAUCCACAUCGGCAUUCACAUCCAAAUGCUGAUGAUGAUGAAAAGGCUUCAGAAUCUUCUGAGACUGAAGUCAGUUGUGAUGAUUGGCAAGAAGCUUUGUCAGAUUCUGGAGCUGAAAGUGAAGACAGGGACAAUGUCUGGAAGGAGACCAGGGCACCUGAGUCUGCUGCACAUGCCCUGAAAUAUAAGGAAGUCCUUGUAAGUCAUGUGGGAUGUAACACUGGCAACGAAUCAAAUGAAUCACCAUCAAAAGUGCUCAUGAGAGAGAAAACAAUCAAAUGUCAUGUUUGUGGGAAAAGAUUUACAGCACAGGGAAGUCUGAAGACACACCUAAGAUGCCACACAGGAGAGAAACCAUUUGGUUGUGAUGUUUGUGGGAAAAGAUUUACAGCACAGGGAAGUCUGAAGACACACAUGAGACUCCACACAGGAGAGAAACCAUUUGGUUGUGAUGUUUGUGGGAAAAGGUGUACACAUUCUGUGAGUCUUAAGAGACACAUGAGAGGCCACACAGGAGAGAGACCAUUUGGUUGUGAUGUUUGUGGGAAAAGUUUCAAUGACCAUGGAAAUCUGAAGACACACAUGAGAAUCCACACAGGAGAGAAACCAUUUGGCUGUGAUGUUUGUGGACAAAGAUUCAAUGACCCCGGAAAUCUGAAGACACACAUGAGAAUACACACAGGAGAGAAACCAUUUGGUUGUGAUGUUUGUGGGAAAAGAUUCAAUGACCCCGGAAAUCUGAAAACACACAUGAGAAUCCACACAGGUGAGAAACCAUUUGGUUGUGAUGUUUGUGGGGAAACAUUUACAGCACAGGGAAGUCUGAAGAACCACAUGAAAGUCCACACAGGAGAGAAACCAUUUGGUUGUGCUGUUUGUCGGAAAAGAUUCAAUCAACAGGGAAGUCUGAAGAACCACAUGAGAGUCCACACGGGAGAGAAACCAUUUGGGUGUGUUGUUUGUGGGAAAAGAUUCAAUCAACAGGGACAUCUGAAGACACACAUGAUAGGCCACACAGGAGAGAAACCAUUCAGUUGUGAUGUUUGUGGGAAAAGAGUUCCACGUCAGGAGAGUCUGAAGAAUCACAUGAGAAUCCACACAGGAGAGAAACCAUUUGGUUGUGAUGUUUGUGGGCAAAGAUUUACAGAACAAGGAAAUCUGAAGAAACACAUGGGAGUUCACACAGGAGAGAAACCAUUUGGUUGUGUUGUUUGUGGGAAAAGAUUUACAGCACAGGGAAGUCUGAAGAGACACAUGAGAGUCCACACAGGAGAGAAACCAUUUGGUUGUGAUGUUUGUGGGAAAAGAUUCAAUGAACAGGGAAGUCUGAAGAAACACAUGAGAGUCCACACAGGAGAGAAACCAUUUGGUUGUGAUGUUUGUGGGAAAAGAUUCAAUGAACAGAGAAGUCUGAAGAAACACAUAAGAGUCCACACAGGAUAGAAUGUGUUUCUUCCCGUCGUGAAUUAUGUAAGUUGUUCUCUUUCUCUUGUCUUCAUUAAAAAAAAAUAUGUUAAAUGUUUUUAAAUUCCUAUGUCAUUUGUUUGUAAAUGAGAUGGAAGGCAAAGUGUUUUCUAAACAUUUGAUGAAUCUUUAUUAAAAACACUGACAACA